AUGGUAGCUGUGUCUGAAAGCAGUUCAGCCUCACUCAAGUCUCAGGAAAGGGAAACUCAUUUGGCACAUAGACCUUGGACGUUUAUUAUAUCACCAGCAAUAAAACAUUUGAUCGCGGUAGAUUUUAUUCAAAUUGAAACAAGUAAAUUGUAUUUUAUGAAUAUUUUAGGAGGAAUUGCAGGGGCCGUAAGCAGAACGGUUGUAAGCCCUUUAGAAAGAAUGAAGAUAUUAUUUCAAAUACAAGGAGUAAACGCAGCUUACAAUGGAAUUGGCCCCACGUUAGCGAAAAUGUGGCGUGAUGAAGGGGUAAUUGGAUUUUUAAGGGGGAAUGGAACGAAUAUUGUUAGAAUAGUUCCUUAUAGUGCGACACAAUUUGCAGCUUAUGAAAAAUAUAAAAGACUUUUAUUAGAAGAAGGAAAAAAAGAAUUAGAUGCACCACGACGACUUACAGCGGGAGCAUUAGCGGGUAUAACAUCAGUCGCAUGUACAUAUCCAUUAGAUAUAGUAAGAACAAGACUUUCAGUUCAAUCAGCAAGUUUAUCAGGUAAUGAAGGACAGAAAAAGUUACCAGGUAUCGCGUCAACAAUGAGGAUAAUUUAUGUUUCGGAGGGCGGUAUUAUGGCAUUAUAUCGUGGCUUGGGACCAACCAUGUUGGGAGUAGCACCGUAUGUAGCACUAAAUUUCCAUUCAUAUGAAGUACUGCGUAAAUAUUUUACACCAGUUGAUCGAACAUCACCACCGGUAGCACAAAAACUUUUAUGUGGAGCGUUAGCAGGAUCAUUUGCACAGACAAUAACGUAUCCACUAGAUGUAUUAAGGAGAAGAAUGCAAGUAACAGGGAUGAAAGAGGUAAAUUAUAAAUAUAAGAAUACAUGGGAUGCGCUAAUGAAAUUGUUGAAAGACGAAGGGAUCCGGGGAUUAUAUAAAGGGAUGGUACCAAAUUAUUUAAAAGUGGCUCCAGCCAUUAGUGAAAAAAAAAAAAUUAAUAAUUGGACAAUUUGA
This is a messenger RNA of Dentiscutata erythropus, 1002 nucleotides long. NCBI's taxonomy places the organism in Eukaryota, Fungi, Glomeromycota, Glomeromycetes, Diversisporales, Gigasporaceae. The record is from the annotation of a GenBank genome assembly.